ACAAAACCCUGAAAAACGCCCUCCUACCACAAAACCCUGAAAAAUGGAGGACACUCCCAUGCACGAGGCAGAGACCCACAAAGAUAUCGAGGUGGCUCCGGCGCUAAUCGCGGUUCACCCGACCCAGGAUUCCGUCGCUGUAUCCGUCGGGUCCGACCUCCGCGUCUUUGACCUUCGUGGGGGUAGUGAGCUUUCUCUGCUGGAUGAUUCCUCUGGGCAAUUUCACAAGGAUUCCAUAAGAGCUAUUCACUAUGGUGCAAAUGGUAAGCUCUUUGUAUCUGCAGGUGAUGAUAAACUUGUCAAGAUAUGGUGCACGGAGUCUUGGCAUUGCAUUUAUACUGUGUCCUCUGAGAAAAGAGUGAGCGCAGUUGCUCUGAGCAAUGAUGGUUUGUAUGUCUGUUUUGCUGACAAAUUUGGUGUUGUUUGGGUUGUGGACCUGGAAGGCUUUGAUGGAAAUCAAGCUUUAGUCAAUAAGAAGGCUGGACCAAUACUUGCUCACUACUGUAGCAUCAUCACUAGCCUGGAAUUUUCACCUGAUGGGAGGUUUAUUGUCAGUGCUGACCGGGAUUUCAAAAUUCGUGUUACUGUGUUUCCCAAGAAGCCUUUAGAUGGAGCUCAUGAGAUACAAAGCUUUUGCCUUGGUCAUACUGAAUUUGUUUCCUGCCUUGCUUUUGUUUCUAGUUCAGACUACCCCCAGGGGUUUCUUGUCUCUGGAAGUGGUGAUUCAACCGUUCGCUUAUGGAAUGUUUCCUCUGGAUCUCUUCUCCAUACUUGUGAAGUUGAUGUGCAGGCAGGGCUUUUGGAGUCUAAUGGAAGAGGAGAGGAGUCCAAUUCUGCUGUUACCGAUCUUUGCACUAUCCCAGAUGGUACGAUGAUAGCAGUGGCCAUUCAAAGCUUGCAAGGAGUAGUACUGUUGACCUGUGACCUUUCUGCUCGAACUCUUUCAGUUGCAAAGGUGGUUUCAAUCAUGGGGGAGACCUUCAUUCCUACAAGCCUAAGAGCUAGCACUUCUGCGGGAUUAUUGUGGGUGGUGGCAGGUGUCUCUAACUUGCCAGGUUUCGAUCGCCCUUCAUUUGUCCGCGUGAGGGUUAUCUCGGGCUUUAGGAAAAGCAAUUUCUACUCUUCAGAGAAAGAACCAACCCUCUUGGAAGAUAAUGAAAUUCCUGGUGGAGAUAAAUUGAUCCAAAAGUUGCAGGGAAGUGUGGCAGUUGAUGAAAAGGUUUUACAGGCAGCUGCUGAAGCCGUGAAAGUAGCAAUGAGCAAUCUAUUAGUGAAAAAACAAUACACUGCAGAGAAGCGGGAAUUUAGAAAGAGAAUGAGAAAUGACAGAAAAACCAAACAGUAAAUGAGUUUCUGGCGAUAGCAACAGCUCUUUUAAACCUGAUUUUUGGAGAAACUGAGUUUGAUCUAUGUUGUCGUUCUUUUAGGGAUUUGUCGUCAUAGUUGUUUAUUUUGUUUCUACGAAGAAAAGCAACUUAAAGAGGGUGCAGGCAUUAUAUUUCUUACGAAGGCAGCACCCAACCUUCCAUUUUUUAUAAGAAUGUUAUGCAUCAGUUGUUAUU
Molecule: messenger RNA, 1562 nt
Organism: Juglans regia (Persian walnut)
Lineage: Eukaryota; Viridiplantae; Streptophyta; Magnoliopsida; Fagales; Juglandaceae
Product: tRNA (guanine-N(7)-)-methyltransferase non-catalytic subunit wdr4-like
Exons: 10
Coding region: 44-1345 (433 amino acids)
Biological process (GO): RNA (guanine-N7)-methylation
Cellular component (GO): cytosol; nucleus; tRNA methyltransferase complex
Molecular function (GO): tRNA (guanine(46)-N7)-methyltransferase activity; protein binding
Source: RefSeq, a predicted model, not a curated record